CUCCAACUGCCAAGUGAGGGGGAGCAGUGGGCUGUUCUGGGGGAACGCAGGGCGUUGUCUUAGCGAGAACAUAUUUUCAGAGAACAAUCCGGCACAAACGUUUUAAGACGUUUCCAGGAGCUGGGUUUUACAAGAGCGCCGAUUUAUGUUAUAAUUAUGACUUUGUUUUGGUUGUAUUGACUAGUUUUAAAAUGAUUUAAGUGUUUAUUGGAAUUGAAGAAAAGAUUUUUAAAGAUAAAUUUUGAACAAGCAAAAGACAUUUUUUUUCUCUUACUGGAUAAUUUUAUAUGUGAUUCUUGAUCUGGCCUUCUCUUUGUGACAGACCACUUCAAGUGGUCAUUGCUUCACUGACAAUGUCUGGACAGAGACUAUUGAAUCUUUGGACAUGUGCAAUUAUUACCUUACUUGUCCAAACAACCACUGCUGAAGUGUGUGAUAAACCUACUAGUCAAGUGACACCAAGGACCAGCCAAUUAACAGCCUCAUCAACAGCAAGCGGCUUUAGUGUGGAUUAUGGAGUUUACGACUGUUGUAAUACUCUCAGUUUAGGAGGCUGGUGCCAUGUGACCAACAGAAGUGACGAAUGGUAUGACGUCAGGUUUACGUCAGCUGUCAACGUCACCGUAGUUGUCCUGCAGCAGCCCUAUAUCGCCGCUGGUGCGUCCCCGCCCACAGUAACACAGUUCAGAUUGCUGUACGAAGAUGCCAGAGACCAGUUCGAUGUGUUGACCAAAUAUACACUUCAGAACAAUGGGACGGACCAGGAGGUGAUAGAUGCUGUUUAUAGUAAUGGUCAGUUCAUUCUGAAUUUAUUGACACCAGUUAUAGCCAGGCGGAUUAGAAUUAUUGUGGUCAACUACACGGACAGACCUUGCAUGAGACUGGACAUUAGAGGCUGCCCUGUUGACAUGGCCCCUCCAGAUAGUAGUAUUCCAAAGGUGAGAUUUGAUCCAGCCAGCAGUAGUGGGGACUUAAGGCUACUGUGCAGUGCAUCCAAUCUGUCCUACUUCGCUGUCGAUUACCUAGUCACGUGGUACAGGAACACAGAGAAAGUCUUGGAAGAGAAACUCACUAAUGAUGCCUUGACAUCAUACCUCAAUGUGACCGUGGAUAAUUUCUCCUCUCGACAAACGCACAAAUGUCAUGUCCAAGCGUGUUACCAAGCAGUUUGUUCAAUCAAUGCCACCUAUAGCAAUGGAAACUCUAGUCAUGUAUACGUUCCAGACAUCGAGAUAACAAAUACAGAGUCUUUAGUUCUCAGGGAAGGGGAGACAACGUAUGUCAAGGUUCACGCCACUGCCCCACCCUAUCUGCUAUGCACCACAGCAGGACAACAACUAGAUUGCGACAUCACUAUCGUAGCUACUUCGUAUGACGACAAUGCAACGAUUUGCCAAGAGAAGGACAAGCUUAUACUUCCCCACCUACUCUUUUCGAACAACGUAAUGGCCAAACAAAAUGAUGCUGUCAACUGUGAAGUUCUGUUGACUAAUGACAACUGGAACCUCGAGCAGUUUAUAGCUGUCACUUUAAACUCUGGUGUGCACCUCAAUGGACCAUACUACAGUACUAUUAAAGUUGAAGCUAAGCUGGACAAUACAUUAGGCAGUUACAAUAAAACAAUCGGGGUCAACGCGACUUUUGAAAGACAAACUUCUGUUUGUGAGUCUACUGGUAUCUCUCACUUACGAACUUUUCAGGGCAGCCGUUAUGAUAACAACGAGACUGGGGAGUUUGUUUUCUACAAACAUACAUUGUAUCCUUAUGAGGUUCGCAUAUUCAACCGAGAAUGUGCAUUUAACACUGCAAGUCAGAGGAGUUGCACAUGUGCUGUGGCUGUUAGGAUCAAUGAAGAUGUCGUACUCCUGAAGGGUUGCCAGCCUGGAGAAGAACUUGAACCAAAAUUAUUCAGAGGAAAAACUUCUGACCAAUUUUACGUCAGGCGUUAUGAUGGAGGCAGACAGUUUGAUGUCAUUUUGCCAACAGGUGGCCGAGUGGUGAUACAAAAAAACUUUUUAGACUCCAUAAAUAUUUGGAUUUAUCCAAGUGUAGCAGACGUGAAUUCAACUACAGGUCUUUGUGGAUCUUUUGGGCAGGGAUCUCGUGAUAUGACUUUUACUACCGCUGACGUAAACAGUUGGAGAAUUACUGGUGAUAAAACAAAAAGUUAUUACCAUGGUCGCUGUCCAGAAGGAUUAUCUUCAGAUACAUUCACUUAUGACAGCUUAUCACAGUGUCCACCAAAGAUAACAGGGAUCACAAAGACUUUUGGUGCAUAUUUAACAUGUGACAUGAUGUCAGAAUAUUAUAAAGAUGCAGACAUCACAGAAAUUCUCCAUGAGUUAUCUGAGAUGCCUGGUAAUUGUGUGAUAGGUGACACAUUGCCAGAAUUUACAUUAUCAAAGUCAGCUACAUCAAACAAUGCUACAGCAGCUUGGAACACUACAACAGCAAGAUCUGAGUGUGAAAAAGAAGUUAAUUCUAGUAUUGCUAGAGAUCAAUGUCCACUCAAUUUAUUAGAGGAUGCAGACUUUAAUAACUGUGUGCUGGACAUUAUGAAUUCAGGUUUAAGAGGCUAUAGCCAGACUCUCGUGCAGGUUUUUGUAGAGAGAUGUGAGGCUUCUUAUGGUCAAACAGCAGUACCAGAAUCAGUUCUUAAUGUUAUGUGUGCAAAUAGCUGUUCCCAUCAAGGACUUUGUAUUGAAGGUUCCUGUGAUUGUUCCCCUGGAUUCACAGGGACUGAUUGUUCUAUCAGUAGCUCCAUUGCUCCUACAUUGUUCAGACUUGAUAGAGAAUUGUGCAAUUCUCUUUUAGAAGAGUGUCAACACAUGCAAACUGUCAAUGUCUUUGGAGGCUUUUUUUCUACUGAAGUGAAGUGUCUUUACCAGAAAAUUGAGGUCAAUGAAAAUGGGUACAAUAUUUCUGGAGAUGUACUGAGUGCACCUAGCAUUGUUUACAUCAGCUCCAGUCAGAUUUCAUGCACUUUGCCAUCUCCAGGUGACUAUCUCAUUAGUAUCAACAACUCCAGAGGACAGAUAAGCAACUCGCUAAUUUUUAUAACUUAUAACCCAGUGUGUAUGCAGUGUUACUCAUAUGGAAAGUGCUCAUUAAAGGCAUUGACUUGUUAUAUUUCUGGUCAAUGUUUUAACCAUUUAGAUCUCAAUCCAGACAAUUUCACCUUGUUUUGCAAUGCCACUAGUAAUGUGCUCCAAUGGUCAAAAAGUACAGAUUCUUGCCUAGGUUCUACUUCUAAGUGGACCAGAUCAUCAAAUUCUACUUUAGCAUUUCUCUAUACUCUUAUUGAUGUCGGAAAGGACGAAAUAUCAUGCAGAAAUUCUUGCUUGGCAAACUCAGAUCUUCCAUGUCGAUCCUAUGAUUACAAUUUUGCUAACAAGGAAUGUCGCUUAUUCAAAUACAGCAGUAAAUUAUAUCCAGAUUAUUUGUUGUCAAUGAAUGAAUUUGUCCAUGAAGAUUUAUAUUGCUCUAAUGAUUUUUGUCAGGGACAAGAAAUUAAUUGGAGUAGUGAAAGCGAUAUAUCAUCUGGUAACAUUUUAAAAGUAAUUAAUAACACUUGGACAUUAUCAGCGUGUCAUGCUCUGUGUUUGACUGAUGUCAAAUGUUCAGGUGUCAACUUUUUCAACUUGAGAGGUAUUUGCAUUACAGUGACACAGAAUGUAACAUUAAGCAAGCUGGCUCCAGGCUGGGUUCAUGAAGUCCAUCAAUGCUUAAAUGAAUCAUCAUCAAUACAGAAGGAUCUAGUUACUUCCCCUUUAGUUACUGCCUCUUUUGUGGGACCAAACAAUGACACCUUCAACUGCAAUUUUCAAUCUCUGCCUGAUCCUCUCUUAAAAUAUAAUGUGAUCUGGGCCAUCAAUGGUUUAUGGAGCUAUGAAGAUUCAGUUACACUGGCUAAAAAUAUUAGCAAUAAACUCCAGUACAAUGAUACUGUCCAAUGUGCAGUAAGUGUUUAUAAAUCAGGAGUAACUGAAACUAUCAGAGGGCCUUUGAUCUUCUCAGACAUAUAUAGAGUGGAAAUUGAGAUUUCAAACUGGAAAGAUCUAACUCUAGAUGAAGGUGCAAUAGGUGAUACUGUGAAGGUGAAGGCUACUGCCCCUCCAUAUGUUUUAUGUCGACACUUGGGACCUGGUUCUGAAUCAUGCCAAAUUAAUAUUGAAAUUUCUACUACAGACAAAGCUGACAGCUUUUGUCCUAAUGGUUCUACUAUUCCACAAGCUGCCAUUAAUAUCAGAAGAAACAACAAUGAUAUAAGCCUUUGUAGAAUUCAGUUAACCAAUGAAGACUGGCAAUCUAUCUAUACUAUAAAUGUAAAAGCAACAAUAGAUCACAUUUAUGAUGGAGAUCAUGUUCUAACUUUAAAUUUGACAAAAGCCUCUAUGAUUAAUGGUACUACUAAAAGUUAUCAGCAAUUAGCUGCUCAUGUCAGCAUUCUUGACAAAGAUACCAACGCACUAUGUUCCUCUGUGAAUGACCCUCAUGUUAUAACCUUUGAUGGAAAAUUAAUGCAUAAUUUUAUGGAAGGAGAAUUUGUAUUUUAUAGACAUACAACUUUGCAGUAUGAGAUCAGAACAUUUUACCGUGCUUGUGCUAGGAGGGCUUCUUGUAAUUGUGCUGUGGCAGCACGAGCUGGAGAUGAUGUGAUAGUCAUUGAUAAAUGUGGACCUUUUAGGAACAGCACUAGCAGAAAUUUUUUCCCAAUGACUGUCAAAUUAUUUAGAAAUGGAGCUUUGACACCAGGAUUUAGAAUUUUAAGUCAGUAUGAAGGAAGGGAGUAUCAGAUAAUCUUUCCUACAGGAACGAUUCUUUAUGUAGAUCGCAGUGCAAUAAAAGCAUAUAAUUACAUUGAUAUCUGGCUAAAACCUUCACCUGGAGACAUAGGAAGCUCAACAGGUCUUUGUGGAAAAUACGAUGGCAAUAGCACCAAUGACCUAAUGUUUCCUAAUGGAACACUUUAUGAGGGGACAUCAGAGCAGCCAAUCGAAUAUUUUAAAAGCUGGAGAGUGACUUCAGAUAGUGACACCAUCUAUACUGGAUAUUGUAAUAGUGACGAGUCAAUUAAUAAACAAAUCACUUACUGUCACUGUGAUAAAAAUGGAGGACAGAUCUGUGGCUAUGGAUAUGACCUUAUCACAUGUCCAUAUUUGGAAACAGGUCAGACUGAUAUUACUGAUAGGCUUCUAACUCAGGCUUUGUAUCCGCUGAAAUGUUUCAACAUGCAAAGCAGUUAUACACUCUUUCCAUCAUUUGAAUAUAAUCCUGAUACUAAUUUAGAGGUAAUAGACACAUCAAAAUCAACUGCUUCAGGAACUAGUGAUUACAUACAAAGUAAAAAAUUGUGUGAUUUUACACUGAACACAUUUUAUCCAGUUGUUACUCAAUGUAGCCAGCUUUCUGCUGUAAGAUUAGAUUUGGCAAUAUCUUCUUGUGCAUUGGAUUUAUAUGUCUCAGAGGAUACAAGCUGGUACAGUGCUAGUGUUCAAAAUAUUCUUACUCAAUGUCAGAUUGAGGUUGAAAGAAACACUUCAUUGUGGGAAGGUUCUCCUAAAUCACCAUCUGCCACUUACACUGAUCUCUUUUGUAUUGCAAAUUGUGGAUUUUCUGGUACUUGUGUAAAAGGCAUUUGUCAGUGCAAGGCAGGAUAUAAUGGAAGUGAUUGCUUUGUGGAGCAAAGCACUGCUCCUGUAGCCUUUUAUUUAAGCAAUGGUGGACAAUGUGAUACAAGAGAUGAAAGUUGUGAUAACGUUAUAGUCUACAAUAACAACACUGUUAACUCACCCAAAUUGCUUUGUAGAAUACUGAAAAUGAUGACCAAUGAAACAGGAACAUAUUUGGGAAAGGAUGGUUUAAUUGAAAAACCAGCAACUUUUUUAAGUGUUAAUGAACUCUCUUGCCCUGUCUCAGGCCCUGGAACAUACCAGAUACAAAUUAGCAAUGAUGGGUUAUUAUGGAGUGAAGCAUUGUACUACUUUGCAUAUGACUCAUUAUGUUAUAAUUGCUUUGUUCAAAAUCAAACCUGUUUCACAAAGAAAUCAUCUUGUCUAAUUGGUGAUUCUUGCUAUGACGAUGGACAAUACAACCCGCUUUCACCAAGACAGUAUUGCAAUGUCUCUUUAAGCUCUAGCACUUGGCAGGAAUCCAUUGAUUCCUGCGAAGGUUUGAAUGUAUUGUGGCUGAAAGAAAAAGGCUACAUCAAGAAUGGAACUGUGAUUACAGGAAGUAUUGAUAGUUGUAAGCAAGCAUGUCUGAACACAUCAGGUGUAGGAAAAGAUUUGUGCUUAUCCUUUGACUAUAAUUCAACCAAUCAACAAUGUAGUCUCAACAGUGUGGACGAUGACCUUUACCCAGAUGAAAAGACUUAUAAUUACAUGUGGCUUUGUGAAAACAGACCUUGCUCAACCAAAAAUAUAACUUGGCUGUCAAAACCUGGAUUUACUAUCAUUGAUUCUUCUGGAAUCACUAAAAACACAUCAAGUAUAGUUGAAUGUCGUAACUGGUGUUUGAAGGAAACAAACUUCCUUUGUAGGUCUAUCCAGUUAAUAAGUGAUGCUAAUCAGUGUACUCUUUCCCCGUUGACUUCUGCUACAGCUAAAGAAAAGUUGGUUAGAUGGCCAGGAUUUGUAUUUCAAGAAUGGUCUUGUGGUGAUGGUAAUUUUGUGUUACCUGUGGCUAAUCCAAAUGUGAGUAUAAGUAAAAAUCCCAGUUCUGCUGAUGAUAACUCAUAUACACUCAGCUGUAGUUUUGACAUUUUUGAGACUAAUGACACUCAAAUUGCUGAGGUGGAGUUUUUAAUAGAAGAUGAAGUCAUGGAGCAUUUGAAACUUGAAACAGUACAAAACAAAUCAAGAUAUUCUGUUUUUAUGAACAAUAGCAAACUGGUCAAUCUACCUUAUGGCACCAAGCUAUCCUGUGGUAUUGAUUUAUGCAUCAAGAGCAGUUGUGAAAGAACCAAAGGUGGAUUCAGAAGAAGUCAGAUGUUAACACUAGAAAUAAAGGUGAUGAGUGCCCCAAGUCUUGUAGUGGUAGAAGGAAAACAAGGAGAAGUCAUCCAGAUCAAGAGCUCUUUUCCACCAGCUUUCAUGUGCAACACAGCCAACUCCACUUCUGAUUGCUCCAUAGUGAUUAAAGCUGCUGUAGAUGAGAACAAUGGUGAUCUUUUAUGCCCUGUGUCUGGAUCUAUCUCACAACUUAUGUUUUCAGUGGGCACUGACCAGUCUAACAAUUCAGUGCCAUGUGGUGUUGAGAUUAACUCUAAGAAUUGGGAGAAAAUGGUAGUAAUUACAGUUGUGGCUAAAAUAGAUAAUGUUCAAGAUGGAAAUCAAACUAGACAGGUGAAUAUUACAGGAAUAGUAAAGGCCAAGAACAAUCAAAACCUAUGGAUUAGUGCUCUACAAAAGCUUACAAUAACAGCAGUGAAUCAAGACACUGGAGCUGUGUGUAUUUCAAUGAAUGAUCCUUACAUAGUCACAUUUGAUGGUCGAUAUUAUGAGAUGUUUUAUGAAGGGGAAUACGUCAUAUAUGCCCAUACAGAGCUUCCAUAUGAGGUUCGCAGUUUCUAUCGACGUUGCAAUAAAAAAAUAUUAGGAUCUUGUACUUGUGCAGUAGCUGUGAAAUCAGUGGAUGAUGUCAUUGUGAUUGAUCGCUGCGGAGCAUCUUCAACAGCAAUCACCAAGCAGCCUAUCAACAUUAAGCUGUAUCAAAAAGGAGACCUAACACUUGGUACAAGUGUAAGGCGCAUUGGAGGUGGUUUUAAAUAUGAGAUUUCCAUUCCAACUGGAACUGUGAUAGAAGUAGAUGUGCAGCCUGAACAUUUGAAUGUACUUAUAAUACCUUCAGCUUAUGAUUUUAACAGAACCAAGGGUCUGUGUGGAGCCUACAAUGGAGAUAAAGAUGUACAGCUGUUAAAAUCGGAUAAUACUUUGUUUAUACAAACUGGAAAUCGACCUGAUCCAUUCUCUAUUUCUUGGAGGGUUAAGCCAACUGAAAGUAUAUAUUCAGGUUACUGUGGAAGUAAUCUAACUACAACAAUUUCAAAUACAUUAUGCCAAUGUAAAGCCAGUAGUUCAUGCAAUCAAAAUGGUGAUAUCUACAUAUGUGAUAAGAGUAAUGAUCCUUACAGUUAUUACAAAGGUGAAGACAUCACAAUGAAACUACAGAAGAGAGCUCUACCUCCAUUAUGUAAUAGGGCUAUUGUCUUUGAGUACAGUGCAUCUCAAAAUGCUGGGACUGCUACCUGGCCUACACCUUCCAACUACACUGAAUCCUUUGCCAAAAGUUACUGUGCUGAAAUGAUCAAUAGGACUGGUAGUGUACAGUGUAGUAACCUUCUAGCACAGCGUUAUGAAAUCUCUGUGUCAGCCUGUGUCAAAGAUAUUCAGCUGUCUGAUGAUUUAUUUUGGGCAAAAUCCAGCCUAUCAGUUUUUACAUCUCUGUGCCGCUUGGAAUACUUGUCUAAUAUAAAACUUUGGCAGAACAGUACAACAAUCAAUCAGGAUGUCAUUAACAGCUUCUGUUUUAAUUCUUGUUCAAAUAAUGGAAAUUGUUCUUCAGGCUCUUGCAAGUGCUCUCCUGGGUUUGGUUUAGCUGACUGCUCUUUGAAUAUCACCAUCAGCCCAGUAAUUACAUCCCUGGCAAACAAUGGUCUUUGUGAUAUUACAACAAGCAGAUGUGAUGCCAUACAACUUUUUGGUGCAACCUUUGCUUACUCGGAUACUCUGAUUUGUAAACUACAACAAAUUGAGCUUCUUGACAACACAACAGUGACUAAAAGCACACCUAUUUACCAGCAAGCUGAUUACUUUUCCUUCAAUGACAUAACAUGUGUUCCUCCUGUGGCUAGUAGCUAUCAAGUGCAAGUCUCAAACAACAAUCAGUCAUUCAGUGAUGUCUUCAUCUUCACUAUAUACCACCCUCAAUGCCAUAGGUGCAGUGCUUCUGGAGUCUGCAGGCUGCUUGAAGAAACAUGCUUUAUUGACAAUAAUUGCUAUGCCUAUGGAGCUGAAAAUCCAGUUAACAAUUCUCUUGUCUGUGACAAUUUUCAAAGCAUUAACUCAUGGAGUCACAAAGAAGACUACCCAUAUGUAAAAGGCAAACCUCAGCUCUCCACAAGAUAUAAUGAAAGCACAAAUGAGUUUCUAUUCCAAUGUGAAUUCUUUGAACAUGCAAGAGACAAUGUUUACUAUUUUAUUGAAUGGCAGCAUAACAAUCAGACAGAGGUCAAGAGGAAUGUGUCGGAGAUCGGACUUAAUUCAACAGUUGUCACUCUGACAUCUAUUUCCAUCUCUCACUUUGGAUUCAUGUCAAAUGUUUCUUGUAUUCUUACUGCUUGUUUCAAAGACAACUGUAGCCGUACACUAAGUCCACAGAAAAUCAGUAAUUUAUUUUCAGUGGAAAUAAAGAUUGUACCACAAGAAGUGUUUGUAAUAGAAGGAUCAGGAACUGCUUACAUUCAAGUGUCAUCAAAUGUUCCACCAAAUCUACUUUGUCAAGGAGAAGAUUCCAGUCUUUGCUCUGUCUAUGCUUCUCUUACUUACAUCAAAUCAUCAAAUGAGUUACUUUGUCCAAGCAGUGAGACUACUUUCAUUCAGCAGUUAAGCUUCCCAUACGAUGUUAGGAAUAAAGGAGACAAAUUCUGUAGUAUACAAUAUUUGAAAUGGCCUGGUACUUUGAACAUACCAGUUGUUGCCACUGUGGACUCCUUUGUAGAUGGGGAUGUCAAAAGAUCAGUUGAAGUGUCUAUUAGGAUGGAGUACAAUUCUACAUUAGAAAGUAAAAUAUCCAUUGGCAGGCAAGAGGUAAAAAUUAUUGACAGAGACCAGCCUACAUUGUGUGGCUCAGUCAAUGACCCUCAUAUUACAACCUUUGACAAAAUGACAUAUGAUGUUUUCAAAGAAGGAGAGUUCACCCUUUACAAGCAUGCAACACUUCCCUAUGAAGUUCAUGGAUUCUACCGUAGAUGCAAUGAACGAGCAGCUUGUAACUGUGCAGUGACGGUGAAAUCUGGCAAUGAUGUCAUCCUCAUAGAUAAGUGUGGCCCUAAAAUGUCUCCACCUUUAAUAGCAUUGGACAUCAAAGUCUUCAGAAAUGGAGAUUUGACACCAAACACAAGAAUAAUUCAACAACUGGAAGGCAGAAAAUACACAAUUCUAUUACCCACUGGAAUGCAAGUUAAGGUUAUAGCUGGUAACAAAUUUUUGAAUGUAUGGCUGCAGGCUUCAGCUUUAGACUUCAACAACUCCUUAGGUCUUUGUGGUAAUGCCAAUGGAGAUGCAGCUGAUGAUUUCCUUUUGUCCACUGGGGAAAUGCUGUCUGUAAAUUCAAGGGACACAAACAAAUUCUCAUUAUCAUGGAGAGUCAAUCCAGCAUCAUCUCACUAUCGUGGUGUUUGUGAAACAGACAACAGCACCUUUUUGGAUCAGAACCUUUACUGUUUCUGUUCAUCCCAGAGUAAUGAAACAUGUUCAAGGGACUUCAACGUUCUGAGGUGUCCACUAGCUCAGGAUGGUGCUAAAAGUAUCCAAGGAGGAGUGGAUGUAACAGCAAACUACACCAAUGGCACUCUUGCCUUGUCUUCUUGUAAUGUUGAGGAGUUUGAGUAUGAUGCCAACUAUACGUCUCCAAUCUUUAGUUGGACAAAUGCAACUGAGUGGACUGAGGAGAAGGCAGCAAACUUUUGCAUUAAUUACCUGACAAGUUCACAGAUUGGACAGAAAUGUUGUAAUAUCUCCUCUGAUAUUUUUAACAAAGUUGUUGAAUCAUGUGUCACUGACAUCAAGAUAAUGGGGCACACAGAUUAUGCUGUUGAAGCUUUAGCAAGUCUUUUUGAACAGUGCCUAAGUAUUGUAGGUAGAUCUGUGAACUUAUGGAUUGAUAACAAGCCUGAUAGAAGUUAUCUGGAUGGACUAUGCCUCAACAAUUGUAACAAUAAUGGCAACUGUACAAAUGGCGUUUGUGAGUGUAGAAGUGGUUUCAUUGGAAUUGAUUGCUCAAUCAAGUCAACUAAUCCACCUGCAAUUAAUAAUAUGGUACCAUCUUCUUGUGAUGUCCUGCAUGACAAAUGUGAUAUCAUCACUUUAAUUGGAGGACCAUUUGCUUACACUAAUCAAUUGAUAUGCAUAUUUGAGGAAAUAAAUUAUUUUGGUGAAACAAAUUUUUCAAGGAGGAAUAGAACUGAAAGAGUAUUUGCUCAGUUUAUUACAUAUGAAAAAAUCUCAUGCACAAUACCUUACAAAGCCAGCUUUAAAGUUACAGUUCAAAAUACAGUGAAUAUUUCAAGCUCACCUGUAAUUUAUCAAACUUACAGCUCUGAAUGUUUCAACUGCAACCAAAAGCCUUGUACUAUUUGGCCAAAGUAUUGUUUCAUCACUAAUGUUUGCUACAAAGUAACUCAAAGCAAUUCCUCAAACCCAGAUCUUGUUUGUGAUCCAGAAAAGAGCAGAUCAGAUUGGACUGAUAGAAAAGAUUUUCCUAAAAUUGAUGCCAAACCCCAAGUCAAAACUCAGUUUAACCUGAAUAGCUCAAAUUUUGUGUUUGUCUGUGAUUGGGCUGAGUACAGAAAUAACAACAGCAAUAUAACUGUUUGGGCUCAGUGGUACAUUGAUGAUAACUUUGUGCUUGAGAGUCAAGUUCAAAGUAACGACUCAAAUCAUCAAGUCUCAUAUCGUUCACUGAUUGGCUUGAAUUAUACUUCCAAGAUAUAUUGUGGUCUUGUUGCUUGCAAUGUAAACCUGUGUAACAAGAGUAGAAGUCCUAUAAUUAGAAGUCCAGAUUUUAAUCUACAAAUAAAGAUUGUGGGCAGUACCAGUCUAGCAGUUACAGAAGGAGCAGAAGACAGAGUUUUUAGAAUGUCAUCUAAUUUCCCACCCUUAAUUUUCUGUGAUCAGAAUAAAACCACAGAUUGCAAUAUGUUCAUUUCACUCAAGGUUGUUUCCAGUGCCAAGGACAUCCGUUGCCCAGACGCAAACAAUGUUUUACCUCAAUUAGUUGUUCAAUGGAGUAGCAGUGUACCAUUUCAGCAGCCUUCAUGUGGGGUUGUAUUCACCAAUAGUAACUGGCAGUUAGUUCAGACUGUUUAUGUGAGAGCAGUUGUAGAUGGUCUAAUAGAUGGAGAUCAGACCAGAUAUAUUGAAGUUUCUGCCCACUUGACUGAAACAUAUAUAGUGGCAGUUGAAACCAUCACAGUGAAAAUCCUUGAUUCUGAUAGAGUAGCAAUCUGUCAGUCCAUCAAUGACCCACAUAUGACUACUUUUGAUGGGAUGUAUUAUAACAACUUUAAUGUUGGUGAAUUUAUUUUAUACAGACAUACAACAUUACCUCAUCAGGUGCAUGCUUAUUAUCGCAAAUGUAAUAACAACAAAGCAUCAUGCAACUGUGCAGUAGUUGUACGAUCAGGAAAACAAGUGUUUCGGUUAGACCGCUGUGGUCCAACACAAAACUUGGAAGACAGGUUGUCUCCCUUACAAGUUGACAUGAUGAACGAUGGACCCCAGAGCCCUGAUCUAAUGAUUGUUAGAUAUAAUGAUGGAAAGAAAUACGAGAUAACUUUUGUCACUGGCACUAAAGUUGUGGUAACUGUGGGCAGAAAGUACAUUAACAUUGUUAUCCAAGCAUCAUCUUAUGACUAUGGAAAUUCUGAAGGUUUAUGUGGAAGCUUUGACAAGAACUCAGCUAAUGACUUGAUGAUCAAAGAUAGUAAACUAAUUGCUACAGACCAUGACACAUUUUCCCUGAGCUGGAGAGUUAAGCCAGCAGAUUCUAUGUUUGGUGGUUUUUGUGGAACAAUAGAUACUGUAUCAACUACAGAUACAUAUUGCACAUGUGGUAAUAUUAGUGCAUGCAGCACAAAUGUAUACAAGUCAAAUUGUCAAGCAGGACUCAAAAAUUUAUUUAGAGGUGUUGAUAUCACCAUUGACUUGUAUGCCACUGCACUUCAACCAAAUUGUGCCUACAAGUUUGAGUAUGACACUACUUAUGUUCCUCAAGUACCUACUUGGCCUACUGCUAACUUUACUGAAGCUUCUGCUAGACAGUACUGUGAAAACUCUAUUCGUAGCACCAUUUCUGGGCCUGCCUGUCUUGGCAAUGUUUUACAAAGUGUUGACUUUGACUACCUGAUAAAAGGCUGCAUGGAAGAUAUCCUGAUAUUUGAUUCAACAGAAUUUUUCAUGUCAACACUAGAUAACCUUAAUAUGCGCUGCCUGAUAAAUCUUCAAGUGGAUUUAAAAUACUGGAUCAUUGAGUCAAAUCAGGUGUACAUAAAUAAAUCUUUGGUUGGAAAUAUUUGCCCAGAGGAUUGUAACAAUAAGGGACAGUGCAAAGAAGGUAUCUGUGUCUGCAAUCAGAACUUUAGUGGCCCAGCUUGUGAUAUUGACAUCAGGAAACCACCAACUGUCAUAGAUGUUGGAGGUAAACGUAUUUGUGAUUCAAAUAUUCAGAUCUGCAAACCAGAAUUCCACAUUUAUGGUGAAAAUUUCCUCAAUAACCCAUCUUUAACUUGCCACCUGAAGCAAAUUACAAUUGUCAACAAAACAAUUCAAACUUCAGACCAAGUGAUCAAAGUUGCUGCCAAAUUUAUCAACAUAAAUAAAGUUAUAUGUUUGGUCAAUAAGUCAUUAAGUUAUGCAAUAGCCAUUAGCAACGAUGGUAUGCUGAUCAGUUCUUAUUAUAACUACUGGCUCUACAAUUCUACUUGUGUGUCCUGCACAACAAAACCAGAGGCAUGCACAAUCAAGACUGACACCUGUUUUAUUGAUAAUACCUGCUAUAUGUUCAAUCAAACUUCUCCUUACAAUGACUCUGAAACCUGCCAGCCUGCAUCCAGUCAAACAUCUUUUACUUUUGUCAAACCGUAUCCCAAUAUACGUCAACCUGAAAUUUCAACAUCAAAAGUCUUAUCAUCUCCCUUUUUCCAAGUGACUUGUACCACAAGCAAAGCUGAUUUGUGCUUGAAUAAAGUCUCAUACAGAGUUAAAUGGGAAAAUAGCACUGGUGCCAUUCUGAACUCAUCUCCUUUACAAUGUGGUCAGCCUGGUAUCCUGACACUCAAUGAUCUCCAUGGAUUUAAACUUGGUGAUUCUCUGAGAUGUGCAAUUCAAGGAUUUUAUGAUGUGAACAAUUCAAACACAUAUUCUGAAUGGAGAUACAGUGAUAUAAUAACUACUGAUAUACAGAUUCCAGAAUCUAGUUUACAAGUUACAGAGGAUGGUCAGAGAGAUAGAUUCCACAUUUCUUCACAUUUCCCUCCAGGUUUCUUUUGUGGAAACUUAAGUGACUGGGAAAACUGUACUAUUCAUAUUUUGUUUAGAGUUCAACAAAAUCAACAGUUACUGUGUCAGAAACAAACUAGGGCCCAGAUAGUUUUCAGUCAUGGGGAGACAAGCACACAAUGUGGAAUACAACUAACUAAAGAUAACUGGGAGAUGACAAGUGCUGUAGAUGUCAUAGCUAUUGAAGACAAUCUUCUUGAGCCUGUACAAGAAAUGAAGAUUAUUGUUACAGCACAGAUAUAUCAAGGCAGUAACAAAAUAAGUGAGAGGGAUGUAGCAACAAUAAAUGUCACUGUUCAAGAUAGUCAGCAAAGAAGUCAGUGUUUCGUUGGUACUACAAUCCAAACAUUUGAUAAAAAGCUGUUCAACAAUUAUAAAAGAGGAGAAUUCAUACUUUACCAGCACAAAUCUCAAUUGUAUGAGGUAAGAUCUUUGCAAUCACAGUGCCACAGUCAAAGCAACUUGACUUGUCUUUGUGGCAUAAUGGUGCUAUCAGGAGAUGAUGUGGUGGUCUUUGACAAGUGUGGUAAUAACUUUGCAACUGAUGUUCGUCUGUAUGUGAAUGGUGAUCUAACCCCUGGAACCAAAGUGUUACGCUAUGCUGAUGGUCUCAUGUACAAGGUUAAUCUUCCAACUGGUGGUCAAGUUGAGGUCAUAGUCAAUCAAGAAAAUCUCAAUGCUGUGAUUUAUGGUUCAUCAAGUGAUUUUGGCAUGGCUGAAGGUCUGUGUGGAAAUGAUGAUAGUGUGAUGACCAAUGACUUUCUGUUGACAAAUAAUAGCAGUUUGAAUAAUACUGGAGAUAUAGAAAGUUUUAUUCAACGAUGGAGGGCUGAUACUUCUUGGAUAAAUGGUGCAUGCCAGAAAGUGGAACAAAGUCUGCCAAAAGUGGAGGUACUUUGUCAAUGUGAAUCCAGCUAUUCCUCAUGUUCAGCAGAAUCAAGUUACACUGAGUGUGAUGCAGACUAUAAAUCAACUGGUAACAUACAAAGAGGUACAGAUAUAACCAAAACACUAAUUGAGUUUGCCAGAACACCAGCAGGAUGUUGUGAUCUCAUUAAAGAGUUUGAAUAUACCAUCAAUACAGAGUAUCAACCAGCUGCCUCAACCUGGCCAACCUCCAGAAGCUACCUGACUAAAGAGAAUAUCACAACUAUUUGUUACACCAAACUCAAUCAAAGUGUUGUCAUGGGAGCAUGCAACAAGUAUUUAUUGCCUACAGACUUGGACUUUAUUCUGAAUUCUUGUAUCUCAGAUCUUCAGGUUACAGAAGAUACUACUGCAACAAAUACCUAUGUAACCAUGCUCCUCUGGUCCUGUGUACACACGAUCUCAACUAAUGUCAACUUAUGGAUGCUCAAUAGUACCAGCUAUUUGCCACCAGACCUUGGUUUCUGCUUAACCAGUGAUAUGGCAAAUUGCACUUGUCUCCCAGACUAUAAUUGUGCAGUAAGCAAGUCCUCUCCUCCAACCCUCUACAGUCAAGGUGGUACUUGUGACCUCAGUUCUGGAACUGAUUGUAACUUACAGGAAAUAUUGGGAUCUGGAUUUGUCAACUCUGAAAACUUGACUUGUCACAUUACUAUCAAUGGAACAGAAAUUCAACUUAAAGCCAGUUUUAUUAGCAGCACCAAAGUAAUCUGCAAUGUUACAUUGACUAGCUCAGCAGACAUACAGAUUAGUCUAAAUGGUGUCAAUAAAAGUUCUGUAGUGACCUGGACUCUUUAUGAUGGCUAUUGUCAGACUUGUAAUGGCCAAAACUGUACUGAGAAGCCUGGAAUCUGCUAUAUAAACAACAAAUGUUUUGAACCAGGACACAUAUUCAAAGAUGAUCCAACUAGAUAUUGUGGUGCAAAUAAUUCCAAUUCUUGGACAGUCAUUCCAGGUGAAGCAGUGUUUGUCAAACCUUAUCCAUUUGCAACACAAGGAAACUCCUUGGUGACCUAUUCUAGUAACGUCAAGUUUGACAAUGCAUUUAGUGACAUCAUUCUCUCUGCACUGGGUCAGUCUGUGAAAAUUUCUAAAAUUACAUUUUUGGAUACUGACAGUACUUAUACAAAAUCAGCAUUGCAGUUUGGAUUUACCUUGCAAUUUACUGUGAAAUUGAAAUCUGUUUGUGAUGGAUUCAUCUUAAACACUUGGGGAGAAAGGGAAACAGGUUCUGGUCCUGCAGUCUCAAUCUGCAAGGGAUGGGUAGUGGUAACUGUGCGCACAUUGGACAGAGAAUGGUCUCUUCAAGUAGCUAAAGCUGAGCUAAACAAGGCUAUAAAGGCAGAAAUUAGCUGGGCUGCAUCACUUGGCCUAAGUGUCAAAUGGAAUGAUAUGGUUUACAAUCAAGAGAAUUACAAAGUCAGACACACCAAGGGAACCUUGCUCAGUGACUUGUUUAUUGGAUCUUCUAAUACCAGCAAAUUUUUCAUUGAUAUGACUUUUGGGUCUUUAAACAUCUUUUCUGCUGCUAAACCUGUUUUACUUGCCUAUGGUGUUACAACAGAAAUGCCAACUUUGCUCUCCAAGCCUACUAUAAGUGUGGAUUUCAAAAAUGAAACAUCUUUCAUAUGUUCCUUUACAACACUGAAGCGUGCUGAUGUUAAGUAUACAGUCACUUUUAGCAUUGAUGAACAGCUGGUUCAAAAUGAAACAUUGAACUACAGUACAAACAUGAGUGUCCUCUCAGAGUCAUUCCUUAGUAAUGUGACUUAUGGGUCCAAGAUUGUUUGCUCAGUAACACCUUGUUAUGUCUAUAACUGCCAAGAUUUGUCAGGCCCAACAUUUUCAGAGACUUUCACUAUUACAAUAGAGAUUUUGGAAAGACACAUAACUCUUGUUGAAGGUGGAAAUUCAGCUUCAAUUCAAGUCAUUUCUAAAGUGCCACCUUAUUUAUUCUGUCCUCCAUCAUUACGGGCCUCCACUAAUGUCAGUCUCAAUGCUAUUGUUACUGUUGGUAAAUUUAGUGGACAGCAAACAUGCCAGAAUGGAAAUGUAUUAAGACAAGUUGUCAUUGGUUUUAAUGUGAAUGAUGCAAGGUCCAUUAGUUGUGGGCAGGUGUUGACAACAGACAUAUGGACUCAAGGCUUAAGUAUACCCCUCCAGGCAACUGUGGAUAUGGUGAAAGAUGGAGAUGUCACAGGGAACAUCAAUGUCACACUGACUGUUUCAUGUUUAGGAAUGUAUAACACCAUUACAUCGGAUAUUGUUGAAGUAACAGUAGUUGAUAAAGAUACAGGAAAGAUUUGUCAGUCAGUGAAUGAUCCUCAUAUUCUUUCAUUUGAUGGAGUAUCAUACAACAACUUCAAAGAAGGAGAAUUUGUCUUUUACAAACACACUAGUCUACCUUAUGCUGUGCAUACUUUCUAUCGUAAGUGCAACAAAGACAUAGCAUCUUGCAAUUGUGCUGUUGCUGUCAAAGUGGAUGAUGAUGUUGCCAUUAUUGAUCGAUGUGGACCUCAAAGCACUAAAGCUUUCUAUUCCAUGAGUGUCAAGAUAAUUAAAAAUGGAAACAUUGAUCCUGCAUUCAGAAUUUUCAGAUACGAUCAAGGAAACCAAUACAAGAUAGUUCUACCUACUGGCACAACUGUCAUUGUUGAAAAUGGGGGAUCUUUUUUUGUAGAUGGACCACAAUUUUUGAAUGUCUGGAUCACAGCAUCCUCAGCGGAUUACAAUCGUACUCAAGGUCUUUGUGGCACCUAUGAUGAUAAUCCAGCCAAUGACUUCUUUUCACCAAAUGGAAUUAACUUACAAGUUAAUGAUUGGCAACAAACAAAAUUCUCUGAAUUCUGGAGAGUGACUGGCAAUGAAUCUCUUUACUCAGGAUAUUGUCCAGAGGAGCUUCUGGAUGACUUGACAUAUCAGUACUGUAGCUGUCUGUUCAAUGAUAGCCAACCUUGUUCUGCUAAUGAAAACAUUGUCUUCUGCAAUAAAGGCUUGGAUUCAAAAAGCUCUACAUUCAAAUAUUAUGAAGAUAUCACUGCACUGUUAAUAGAAAAAUCUUUGGAACCAGAUCACUGUUAUGAUCCAGACACUGUGCCAGUCACUUUUGACUAUGAGAUUAAUUAUACCUAUGAUGUUAAGAGUGUGCAGUGGCCUACACCAUCUAAUCUUGAAGAAAAUUAUGUCAGAAAGUUGUGCACUGAGACUAUAACUAACACGUAUCUAGCUACUGCAGGCUGUGAUAAGAAGUUUGGGAUUGACAUACAAAAAGCAAUAGAAUUCUGUGUUCUUGACAUCAAGAUGACAGAUGAUAUCAGCUGGACUACUGCUUUACAAAACAAUAUCAGAAUUCAGUGCAUCACACAAAUCUCUCUACAAACGACCACACAGCUAGUAAACCUUUGUCCAUCCAAUUGUAAUAACAAUGGUAACUGCACAGAAUAUCAAUGCCUGUGUGAGGAACCUUAUGAUGGUUUUGACUGCUCCAUUGAUAGAACCAAGCCUCCAACUAUUUUAAAUAUAGUAGAUGGUUCUUUGUGUGAUUUAGUACAAGAUGAUUGCAGUAGUGCAACUUUGACUGGCUACCCAUUUAGCGCAGGGCAUGCUAUAUGUCGUCUUCAAAAACUUACGAUUGACUCAACAGGGAUAAAAAAAGACCCACAUUUCAGUGAUAUUAAAGCUACUUUCAUUAGCACUGAAACAGUUCGAUGUGAUUUUAACGAGACUGGAAGCUGGGCCAUUUCAAUAAGUAAUGAUGGUAAAGCAUUCAGUGAAGCAAAACAGUUUAUUUCUUAUGAUUCAAAUUGUCAAAAAUGUGAUUUGAAUCCUGGAUGCAUUGUCAGGGAUGAUGUUUGCACUAUUAACAAAUUGUGUUAUGAAAAUGGUGCUGUUGUGAAUGACAGUUUUGUUUGUAAUUUGAAAAACAAAACUACUUUGACACCAAUAACAAGUAGUCAAGUAAAUGUUCAGAUUUACAAUUUCCUCAACAUCAUUGGUAAUAUCUUGAACACUGGAACAGUCACAUUUGAAGUUUUUGGCAAUCCAGUUUUGAUCAGUGGUCCUUUUGGAGGAAAUGCAAUUUUGUUGAAUGGGAUUGAUCAGUAUCUCAACUUCUCCAGUAUAGAUAGUACCUGUCUAGGAGACCUUUCUAAAUGUCCUUAUGGUAUAACCAUCAAAUUUUCUCUGGCCAUCUUUAAGUUUAAAAAUCAAAUGUACAUAUUGUCUUGUGGUGCUGACACUUUAAGAACCAGUGGAUUGUCCAUUUGGUAUCAAGGCAAUAAACUGAAUGCUCGUAUACGCAAUGGCUUCAAAGAAUGGAAGGUGAUGGCCAAUUUCAAACCAAGUUUGUACCAAAGUAAAUUUGUGGAUGUGAAACUGUCAUGGAGUGUUAACAAUGGACUUGUUUUGUUCCUUGAUAACAAACUUGCAAGCUAUGACUACAAGUACAAAUUUAUAAAAUAUACUUUGAGUGCCCCAGGACGUUGUUAUUUUGCCAGGCCUUUGGACUCAGCAUUUUAUUCAAAUAUAGCAAUAUCAGAUGUCAGUGUCGUCUUUGCUUUCCAUACUAUGAUCAAUUAUCUCGGUAUAAACUUUGAACUUCCAAGAUUUGUUAAAGCUCCUACUCUAGAAUUGCUUGUUAACUCUACAACUAGUAAAGCAUCAUUUAUUUGCUCUUUUGAUGAACUGAAAGUUGCAAAUUUAACAUAUUUUGUUGACUUUUACUAUGGCAAAAAAUAUCUUAAAAAUCAGACUGCAAUAAAAGUUGGAAACAAGAUGGUAUCUGUGUUAUCUGAAGACCAUAUAGACUUUUUAUGGUUUAGACAAUCAAUAUUCUGUGAAAUAUCUGCUUGCAUUACUGAUCAGUGUAAUAGCACUUUAGGUCCGACUAGACAAAGUAAUAAAAUUACUGCAGAAUUCAAGAUUGAUUCGAAACCUCUAGAAGUUUAUGAAGGAGAGCAAAUAAUGAUUACUCUAGACUCCAUUCUUCCACCUCGCCUCUUCUGUCUGCCAGAAGACAGAGACACUGAAUGUUACAUAUCAGUCCAAGCCUCUCUCAUAGCUGUGGAUAAUGAAGUCAAGUGUCCUAACCAACUACCAGUCACUCAGCUUGUUUUUCCCACUACAGACUUCUCUGUCAACGGACCAUGCAAAUAUCGCAUCACUUCAACUAGUUGGGCUAACGGCAGCUUGCUUAUUCCCAUAUUAGGUACCAUAGAUCAGUUAAAAGAUGGGAAAAGACAAAGAGAUGUGAAAAUUGUGGCAACUGCUUUGGGCUCAGGUUCGGAAUUCAGUUCAACUAUAAUUGAAACUGUUAAGGUUGUGGUCUUAGAUCGUGAUAGCAAUAGAAAAGUGUGUCAGGCAACUGGAGAUCCUCAUUUUAAAACAUUUGAUGGAAUGGUCUAUGAUAACUUCCUAGAAGGAGAAUAUGUUUUAUUCAGACACAAAAAACUUCCCUAUGAGGUGAGAGCAUUCCAGCAGAAGUGUAAUGACAGAGCUGCUUGCAAUUGUGGUGUUGCAGUUAGAUCAGGAGAUGACAUCAUUGUCUUAGAAAGAUGCACUUCCAACGGCAAACUCAGGCAGCCUCUCAAGCCUAAAUAUUACUCUUCUGGAGAAUUAACAGUUGGCACAAAGUAUUUACGACUCAAGUCUGGUGGAUACAAGAUCCUAUUACCUACUGGUAUGAGCAUAGAGGUACAUGGAGAUGUUGUUGGCUUUGGUUCUUCUGCCUUUGAUGUUCUGAACAUCUUUAUUUCUGCUACUGCUUUUGAUUAUCAACAAAGUACAGGUUUAUGUGGUAAUUUUGACAGUGAUGAAACAAAUGAUCUCACAACGUCUCAAAAUAUAUUGCUUGGAAUAAACAAAGUGAAUGAGUUUAUAUUAUCCUGGAGAGUAAAUCCAAAAGACAGCUAUUAUUCAGGAAUAUGUGUACAAGAUGUUGUGAUACCAAAAGAAUCUUUAUUAUCUUGUAACUGUGAAGAUGAGGCAACUAAUAUUAUAUGCUCAGUCAAUGAAGGACUCCAGACUUGUCAGAAUGUGCAAUCAGUAUUUACACGUGAUGAAACAGAUAUUACAGAUAUUCUUAUAAAAAGUACUGACAGCUCUGAUGCCUGUAUUCCUACCCAAGAUCCUUUAGUGUUCCAGUAUGAUGUCAACUAUACAUACUCACUUCCUACUUGGCCAACAAAAUCAGGAAUAACAAAAGAGAAAGCCACUGAAUAUUGUACUUCAAUUGUUGAAAUAAGCCAAACCUACCAGACCUGCAAGAAUAUAAUUGGCUCAUUGACUGGCACAACUUUAUAUUCCUCUUUACAAAACUGCAUCUCUGAUAUACAGAUUAUGGAUGAUUUAAGUUUUGCUCAAAGCAUUCUUGUAGACAUUCAAGUAUAUUGUUUAUUAGAAAUUAAAUUCAAUGUAGACUUGUGGAUAUCUGUAAAUGGGACUUUGAAUUUAUUAAACAAUAUUUGUCCUAAUGAUUGUAACAACAAUGGUACUUGUGUAGCAGGUACUUGUCAAUGUAACAGCAACUGGCUAGGUACUGAUUGCAGUAUUAACAAAAAAGAUCCCCCUCUAUUAGUUUCCAUUGAUGGGGGAGAUAAAUGUGACAAACGUAAAAGAGAUUGUCAGAAAAUUGAAAUUUAUGGAAUGAGAUUUGUCCAGUCUGAUCAACUUGUUUGCCACAUCAAGUAUAUGUAUAAUUCAAGUGGAAUAAAUAUUGAAGGACAGUACAUUAGCACUGAGAUAGUUGUCUGCCCGUUUGAAGUGGUUGGUGAAUUUCAACUUACUAUCAGCAACGAUGGUGUGUCUCAAAGUAAUAGUUUAAACUAUACCACCUAUGACUCUGUGUGUCAAGACUGCUCUGCAAGUCCAUGUCGAGAAAAAGAAAAUAUUUGUCGUAUCAAUGGCAUCUGUUAUGCUGAUGGCUAUCACAAUCCAUUAAAACCUGAACUUGCCUGCCUGACUACUUAUUCAAACAUGCAAUGGACUAACAUCAAAGUAACAGCAGUUGAACAGAUUCGCAUCCUUUUCUUUGGAAUAACAAAUGGCAUUCUUGAUAGUUCAAUUGGUUCAAUAAAUAUAAAUGGUAGCCUGAGUAUCUCAGAGUAUGUCUUCAACAGAAGAGUUGUUGUGUUUACUGGAGAAGGAGGCUUUCGUCUAGAGAGAGUAUCUCCAUGUCUGUCUGACAUUGAGCAGUGCCAGUUUGGAUUCAUGAUCUCAUUGCACAUUAAAUUUGACAAACUUGUAGAAAAUGGCUAUUUGUUGACCAGUUGUGGAGAUCAAGCUGAUUCUUCAGGUAUUGCUGUUUAUUACAAACAGAGUAGGCUGUAUUUUAUUGUAACAACAAGAACUUCUCAAUGGAUAGUCUACCUACAGAAUGUCGACACAAGCUUCCACAAUCUCGACAUUUCCUGGAGUUCACAAAUGGGUCUAAAGGUUUUCAUUGAUAGUGUUGUAGUCAGCCAGCAAGCUAAGCCUGUGGAGCGUAAAAUGUCAGUCAGCACAAGAAGAGAGUGUGGCUUAUUUGUUGGAACCUCAGAAACUGGAGUUAGUUUACUUCAUUUUACACUUGAACUACUUCACAUUAUUGCUGCUGAACAAGAAACUGUGAAUGCUUUAGGCAUUGUGCCAGGAUUACCAACUCUUCUGAAGAAACCUGUCCUAAGCUUUGCAGUAGAUGAAACUACUGGCAAAGUGAACUUGACCUGUGAGUUUGAAAAACUACAAGAUACAUCACUGGAAUAUUUGGUGACUUUUAUUAAGGAGGAUGAUGCAGGAGUUAUAGAAUACAACACAACUUACUUGUCUGAAGAUGAUCUAAAUGAUCUGGCAUACAACACCAAGCUUUCAUGUAAAGUAUCAGUCUGUUUCUCAACAAACUGCUUAGCAAGUCUUGGUAAAGAGUCUCACAGUGACUAUAUCUAUGCUACAUUUGAAAUUAGAACUACACUUUUGUCUAUCUAUGAAGGGGAGGUAAAAGAUGUUGUUAUUCAUAGUAAUGUUCCACCCAGACUGUUCUGUCCACACGACUCGAGAGAUCAGUGUAGCAUUAAGAUUGACACAACUAUUAAAGCUCCACUAGAACAAAAGUGCCCCGAUGCAAGAGCUAUUCCACAGGCUGUGAUAGUAUGGAAAGAUUCUGACCUGAGUCAAGCAUUCUGUGGUUUGUUGAUUGACACUACAAGUUGGGAGCCAACAUUAACUCUGCAUGUCAAGGGCACCAUAGAUGUUCUGAAAGAUAAAGACCAAAAGAGAAUUUUAGAGAUAUCAAUGUCCAUCAGAUCAAACAGAACCACACUUUUUAGCCAAUCAAUUGUUGGCAGAGUACCAAUAACUGUUGUAGAUUUGGAUAGAACAAGUACCUGUGGCUCUGAAAAUGACCCACACAUAACUACUUUUGAUGGAAGUAAAUACAACAAUUUCCAGGAAGGAGAAUUUCGAUUGUAUCGACAUAAAGAUCUUUCCUAUGAGGUUCAUACUUUUUAUCGUUCUUGUCGAGGAAGAGCUUCCUGUAAUUGUGGUGUGGCUGUUAAAGUUGAUGAUGAUGUUAUCUUGUUAAGUAAAUGCCCUAGCACAGAUGAUGACAAUGAAUACACACCUUUGAAGGUUGUACUCUACAGAAAUGGAUAUUUAGCAAAAGGAUUCAGAAUUUACCAAUAUCCAAAUGACAAAUUCAGGAUCUAUCUUCCUAAUGGAGACUCAGUGUAUGUAAAGGUACAAAGACGUGGUAGACUGAGUCGAUUCAUCAAUGUCUGGGUGACUGCUGCAGGAGGUAGCUUCGGAAAGACUGAGGGUCUAUGUAGCACUUUUGAUAACAAUGCUGAUAAUGACCUUCAGUAUCCUGCUGGAACUCCUCUGCAACCUAAAGCUUAUAGUCUGAUUUGGAGGGUACCACAGAAUGAAUCAUUGUAUAAUGGCCUCUGUGGAGAUACUUCAAUGAAAGUCAGGGAUCAGACAUUAUACUGUCAAUGUCAGAAUAACGAGCCCUCCUUCUGUAGUAGUGUUGGGGAUGUAGUACAGUGUUCAAAAGAGAAUGACAAUGAUGAAAUUAUCACAGGGGGCACUACGACUUCCACAGUUACAAAAAUCACUGGUAUUGCUAACAGACAAGGAACAUUUAAACAAGGCAUUGACAUAACACCAUCCCUUUUUGCUGCAAGUGAAGAUCAUCCAUUGAAAUGUCUUUCAACUACUGUACCAGAAGAAUUCAAGUUUAAUAUAACCUAUAUAUCUGAAAUUGUAAACUUGAAUAUAACAGCAGAAGUGGCCAGGAAUAAAUGUCUGGAACAAAUUUCAUCUGUAACUUCAGUGAAAGAUUGUCAGAAUGUGAUUGAAAAGGACUUUAACAAUACAGUUGAAUUUUGCACUGAAGAUUACAUGUUGACGGGUGAAGUGCUUUGGUCUCUUGUGGCCGUUGAAAAUAUCAAACAAAAGUGUGAGAUUGCAGUUACUAUAGAUGUAGAUUUGUGGACUCUAGAUGGGGAUGGAAUCCCAAAGCUACCAACUGUUGUAGAUACACUUUGUCCAGAUGACUGCAGCAACAGCGGAUCUUGUAUCUUGGGUUUGUGUCAGUGCAAUGUCAGCUAUGCAGGAGAUAACUGUGCUGUGAACCUGAAUGAAGCCCCUAUGCUUUAUUCAAUAGAGAAGCCACUUUGUGAUUCUUAUCUGAAGGACUGUUCAUCAGUAGUCAUAUAUGGUGAAGGAUUUGUUAACAUAACAUCAUUCAGCUGCCUUGUCAAGGAGAUGGUGGAAAACUCAAAUGGUUCUUUUAUAACCUCGGGACAAAGUGACAUUCUAAAAGCCACUUAUGUGAGGAGUGAAAUGAUAAGACUUGAUUUGACCAAAUACUUGAAGACAGAGAUCACUUGCAGCUAUACUGGUGGACUAUAUAGCAACAGGUCGCUCAAGUUUAUCACUUACAACUCAUUGUGCCAGAAUUGUGACAUCAAUGGAUGCAGCAACAGGACUGACAUUUGUAGAAUACAAGAUAAAUGCUAUGAAUAUGGCUUCCUCAAUCCAAAUAAUAUGACUCAAACAUGUAGCUCUGCAAAUAAUAACUCUUGGUCUAUUUUGUCAGUGUCACAGAUCAGUUCGUUAAUAAGGUUAGACAUUUUGGACAUUAUACAGAACUUCAUCACCACUGUCAAGUAUAACCUAACCUGGAAUGGUACUAUGCCACCAAUUCUUGUAUCUGGACCAGUUGGUGAAAAACUUGUUUCUUUGAAUGGAAAUCAAUUUAUUAUGUUUCCAUCAUUAAGUGGAGAUUGUCUUGGGAAUAUUAAUAACUGUCCACAGGGCUUUACUGUCAAGUUUAUUCUCAAGAUUAAUGAAAUUAAAGAAGGAAUGGUCAUAAUUGGUAAUGGUGCCCAAGCUACAAGUCGUUAUGGAUGGUCCAUGUGGAUAUCAAAUGGUCUUCUCUAUUUGAGAAUCAGCACUAAAACUAGAGAGUGGACAGUCCUAACUAAUCAAUUUGAUGUGGGACAGUUCCUGAAUUUGAAAUUUACCUGGCACAUUCAAUUUGGUCUCAAGUUUUUUAUUAAUGAUAAAUUGGUUGCAUCACAGCCCAAGUUCUUGAUUCGUACACCAACAGUUUUACUAGACAGUACCAAUAUUUAUAUAGGAAACAAUAUUGACACUUCAGUCUUGUCAAAUAUCAUUAUUGGUGGUUUCAAUUUCCUGUAUGUCUAUGAAGAAUUAGCUCAAACCUAUAAUAUUUCUACAUUUAUACCAACCUUUGACAAAUCUCCAUCUCUAAAAAUCACUGUACAGAAUUCCACAGCACCUAUCAACUUUACUUGUAGUUUUACAGAAAUAUUGACUAAACAAUCAGAAGUCUUAGAAUACACUGUGGCAUGGUAUAAAAAUGAAUCUUUACUCCUACAAAAUAAAUUUGUAAACAGAACAUUUGAUAUACUUGCUGAAAGCAAAGUUGGUAUUUUGGAGUAUAACCAAGAGAUUUAUUGUGGAGUCACAGCUUGCAUCCAAAGUGAUUGUAACAACACAAUGGGACCACAAAGGUUUAGUGAUCGUUUGAGAGCUGAGUUACAGAUCAAAGAGAAAGAAGUUUUAGUAACUGAAGGCCUUGACUCAGGAUCAAUUACAAUUCUCUCAACCCUUCCACCUCGUAUGUUCUGCUCUGGAAAUGUCACUGAAGAUAGCUGUGCACUACAAAUUAAUACUUAUUUUAUUGACAAUGGCAGAGACAUCAAAUGUCUAAAUGCUGAAAGAGUUCCUCAAGCUUUGAUAGUAUCUGGAGACCUAAUCAUUGGUCCUUGUAGUAGCAAGAUAACAUCUACUUCAUGGCUCGAGGGCAUUCAAGUGUCAAUACUUGCAGGAUUAGAUGGUCUCAAAGACAGUACACAAACCUUACAUCUGAAUGUCACAGCUACUUUCAAAUCAAUAACUUAUUUUGUUCAAAUGGUGAAGGUUGUGGUUGAAGACAAAGAUAUCAAAUCUGAAUGUGUCAUUGAUGGAGAUCCUCACAUUAGAUCCUUUGAUGGAAGAAAAUAUGACAACUAUUUAGAAGGACCGUUUGUUCUGACAAGAGAUAGAAAUCAACAUUAUGAAGUAAGAGGCUACCUAAGGAGAUGUACAGAUGUUCAUGAUUAUGCCUCUUGUCUCUGUGCUCUAGCUAUCAGAAUAGAAGACGAUGUUUUGGUCUUUGAUAAAUGUGGGGCAUCAAGAGGAGAACCUGGCAGGAUCCACCCUCUUACAAUACAAGCAUACAUCAAUGGCAAUCUGACAGAUGAUACUCAAAUUAUACAAUUAAAGAGUGACACAUACAAGGUCUCUCUUCCAUCUGGCACAACAAUAACUGUAUCUCCAACUCGAGGUAUACUCCGUAACAAAUAUUUAAAUGCCUUCAUUCAUCCAUCAGCUAAAGAUUAUAGAAAUUCUGAGGGACUUUGUGGAAAUUUUGAUGGGGAUGCCAACAACGACUUUAGUGUUGGCAAUAGUACAACCCAGUUCAAAGAUGAAGUUAGCUUUGAGAAACAAUGGAGAGUUUUGGAUGACACUUUAUUCACUGGCUUUUGUGGAACUCUGUCCACAUCUAUCACUUCAACAUUCUCAUUUUGUGACUGUCCACUCAGUGGAACCAAACAAUGUUAUGACAAUCCUGCUACACUUGCAUGCAGUAAGCCACAAAGAGGAAGAAGAAACAGUGGUCAAGACAUCACCAUGAAAAUACUAAACAGUAAAACAACACAGAAUCCUCCUAAAAAAUGUCUCACCACUCAAGUCAUUGGGCAGUUUGAGUACAAUGUAACUUAUGAAGUUCAGAAACCUACCAGUGUUCCUACAUUAGCUUUAAAUACAUGUAAAACAGCUAUAGAACAGAGUGCUAUCUUUAGAUCUUGUAAAGAUGUUUUAGACCAAGAGGAAGUAAAUGAUGUCCUAGAUAAAUGUGGCCUAGAUGUCCUGUUAUCUAACAACUCAGACUGGACUGCUUCAGCUUUAGUUACCAUUAACCAGAGAUGUCAGACACUGAUUCAGGUCAAUAUAGAGUUGUGGGUGAAUGUGACUACCACAAGUGGCCUGACCUUUGGUCCACCACAGAACUUGAUAGAUGUUUUGUCCUGUCCAAAUAAUUGCAGUGGACAUGGUUUUUGUCUUGAAGAUGGCUGUAACUGCAGUGCUGGCUUCAUUGGUGAUGACUGCUCUCAGAAUAGGACAACACCACCAACUGUCUAUAACUCUCUUGAAAAUAUUUGUGACUUGAGAUUAUCUGAUUGUAAAACUUUAACGGUUAUUGGAGAUGGAUUUGUUCAGUCAAAUGAUUUGACUUGUUAUAUACAAGAAAUGGAGAUGAUCAACUCCACAUAUGUGCCAAAGACCAACAAUACAUCUGUGACUGUAUCUGUGAUGUACAUCAGUUCUCAACAAGUUCUGUGUUCACUCCCUACUGCUGGAAUCUAUAAUGUAGUGGUCAGCAAUGUCAAGAAUGUCAGCAUAGUCAGUUCUAGUGUUAUCUUUGUAGCUUAUGAUUCUGUCUGCUACCUGUGUAACAGCACUGGCUGCUCUCUUAAGAGCAAUACAUGUAGAAGUGCAGGGAAAUGCUAUGGUAUCAAUUAUGUUAAUGAAAGCAAUCCUCAAGAAAUUUGUGUUGCCAAUGGCAGUAUUGUUUGGACAUUGAUUAACCGUCAAGAUAUUUACAUUUUUGACUAUUAUUUCUUGAAUAUUACAAACAAUGUUGUCAUCACCCCCACCUCAAAUUUUACCAUCAGUGGUUCAAUAAAUAGUUUAACAAGCUUAGCUAAUGGAACUAUGGGCAUAGAACUGAAUGGUGUAGAUCAGUUUGUCAACUUGUCUUCUGUAGACUCCAACAGCUGUCUGUGGAAUCCAGAAAACUGUAAAUAUGGAUUGACUCUAUCAUUUUUACUCAAGGUUGUUGAGUUGAAAGAAAACAUGUACAUUUUGACCAGUGGAGGAGAUGAAGCUAAUAACUAUGGCAUUGCCAUUUAUUACAAGAGAGGAAAGUACAUGGUUACCAUCAGUACAGCCACCAUGGAAUGGACAGUCUUCACAGACCAAAUUAAUUUGAAUGUUGUAAUGAAAGUUGACAUUUCUUGGUCAAUCCAAUUUGGUCUCAGUUUGUACCUCAACAAUGUCAUGGUGGUCAGUACAACUGAGUUUAUUAUUCGCAAUGUGGUACAGAGACCCUCCAAGAAUAUGUUCAUUGGCUGUAGCUCUUCUCUGACAGUCUAUUCUAAAAUUGUUUUUGCUAAUUGGAAACUUGUAACUGCUAGCAAAGUGAUAGAUAGUGCUGUGCCAGCUUUGACCACUGCUAUUCCAACAACAGUAGCUACUGUGUCAGUAACAAGUAACACAUCAAAUAUAACAGAAACUACAUCUAAUGUUACCUCUGGACUCAAUGCUACAACAGCUUCACCUGCUACAUCUAAUGUUACCUCUGGACUCAAUGCUACAACAGCUUCACCUGUGACAUCUAAUGUUACCUCUGGACUCAAUACUACAACAGCUUCACCUGCUACAUCUAAUGUUACCUCUGGACUCAAUGCUACAACAGCUUCACCUGUGACAUCUAAUGUUACUUCUGGACCUAAUGUUACAACAGUUUCACCUGCGACAUCUAAUGUUACCUCUGGACUCAAUGCUACAACAGUUUCACCAGUUACAUCUAAUGUUACCUCUGGACUCAAUGCUACAAUAGCUUCACCUGCAACAUCUAAUGUUACCUCUGGACUCAAUGCUACAACAGCUUCACCUGUGACAUCUAAUGUUACCUCUGGACUCAAUACCACAACAGUUUCACCUGUGACAUCUGAUGCUACCUCUGGACUCAAUGCUACAACAGUUUCACCUGUGACAUCUAAUGUUACCUCUGGAUUCAAUGCUACAACAGCUUCACCUGUGACAUCUAAUAUUACCUCUGGACUCAAUGCUACAACAGUUUCACCUGUGACAUCUAAUGUUACUUCUGGACCUACAUCAUCAUCAACUACUGUUGUCAAUCAAACUUCAAUAGCUAACACAACUACAUCUGUGUCAGCAUCCAGUGGAACAACAGUUUCUCCUUUGUCAACACAGUCAACAUCUAGUCAGACGACACAGCAAUCAACAUCAGGAAACAUUUUGAAUCAGAAUUCAACAAUUUUUUCUACAAGUCAAACAUCAUCAGGGUCUAAUGCAACUCAAAGUGCUAGCACUUCAAGUCAAACCACAACCUCUAUUAUCAGUUUUUCCAGUAAUGCAACUACGUCAUUAAACACCACUGCACCAACAUUUCAAAACACUUCAAGUACCACCAUACCCACUACCACAGGUCCACAGUACAGCAAUGUGACUAAUAUUACAUCUAGUUCUUAUGUUACUCCCACAGCCUCCCCCAUAACUAUAACUAAUGUUACAAUACCAUCAACAACGAAUGUUACUAUACCACCAACUAAUGUUACAGUUCCAUCAACUAUAUCAUCUGAUAUUUCAUUAGCAACAUCUGCAUCAUCCAAUACAUCCUCUACCAGUACAUUACCAACAAUUACAUCAACGAAUGUUACAUUAUCAACAUCUACAUUAUCAGUACCAACAGCUUCACCAUCAAACACUACAACUCCGGUAGCUACAUUAUCAACUGUUACACCAUCAUUUAAUGUUACAUCUUCAACAUUUACAACAUCUAAUGUUACAGUACAAACAGCUUCCCCAUCAAACACUACAACUCCAGGAGCUACAUUAUCAACUGUUACACCAUCAUUUAAUGUUACAUCUUCAACAUCUAUAUCUUCUAAUGUUACAGUACAAACAGCUUCACCAUCUAAUUCUACACUGCAGUCAACCACACCAUCGAAUGUUACAAUAACAACAACCACAUUGGUUAAUGCUACACUACCAACUACAUCAGACAAUGUUACAUUUUCAACAACCACAUUAUCUAAUGUUACAUUACCAACAACAACAUUACCUGUUACAUUAGCAGAAACUACAUCAUCUAAUGUUACAGUCUCAAUAACUACAUCCUCUCAUGUUACCUUACCACCUCUGACAUCAGUGGUUACUUCUAUUAGUCCUAUAGCUACUACAUUAUCAUCUGCACCUACAACAUUCUCUGUUACAAAUGCAACAUCCAAUGUAACAUUGCCAGCAACUAUAUCAUCUAGUACUAUUUUGGCAUCUUCAAUAUCCCCACAAACAUCACUAAACACCACAGUACAAUUUUACUCUACUGCCAUUGGUCAAACUGUUUCAACUACUGCCAGUGGUGCCCCACCAGAUGUAACAAGCUCUUCCCCUGGAACUACUUCUACCACAGGAACUACAUCUAUAAGCACAGCCAGUCCUACCUCUUCAUCAGGAUGUUUUGGAUCAGUAGGAAGCUAUCCAAUUAUGUCAGGUCCUCCAGUGAUAAACUUUAUAGUGACACUUUCUAGAUCCUAUAUUGAUUGCACCAUUCAGACAGCAUCAGAUGAAGCUGGCACAGUUGAAUACAAUGUGACAAUACUAACUAAUUCCUUUGUGUUAGCUAAUACAAACCUUGUGACUUCUAGAGUACAAGUUUCUGACCUUACAAGUGAUCAGAAAAAAUCUAUUAUUAAUUUUGGACUUUCAUGUAUUGUGGUGGCUUACAAUCCUCAACGCUGUGGAAAGACUAAGAGUCCAGAACUAAAUUAUGUUCUUGCUCCAUGGAACUUAAAGGUCACAACACCAAGUGAAAUAAUUGAUGAAGUGGAAGGCUCAACAAUAUCUAUAAGCAGUAACAAAACCAUAAGUAUAGAAUUGUACUGUAUUUUGAAAUAUGAAGCUCUCUGCAGCAUUUUGAUCCAAGCUCGAAUACAGAGCAGCUCUAUAAAUAAAUGUUACAAUGGCAAAGACAUUCCACUUCUGGUGAUAAAGUCAAAGGAGUCAUGUUCUAAUUGUGGUGCCUUUAUAACAUCUUUAGCUAACUCCACAGUCCUGGAAGUUGAAGUUGUUAAGGAUAGAGUUAUCAGAACGAAUCAAUCUGUUUCUGUUGAUGUGAUUCAAGUUGAUGUUGUACAAUCAUCUUUGUAUGAAAAAUAUCUUACACGAUUAAAUUUUAUAGUCAAAAAUAGAGAUCUCCCUGGAUUGUGUAAGAUUGUUGGUGAUCCACAUGUCUUCACUUUUGAUAACACGAAAUAUGAUGUGAUGUCUGCAGGAGAAUUCAUUUUGUACCUCCACAAUGUAUACCCUGUUCAGAUCAAUGGCUAUUUCUACUUUACUGGUGCUGGCUCAAGUGCUUGUGGUUUCACUAUUCGUUCUGGAAAUGAUGUUAUUAGAGUGAGUAAGUGUGACACCAUUAAAGAUGAACAACAUCCACUGACAGUAAACUUAUUCUUGAAUGAUACGCUGACACCAAAGACUGAGGUAUAUCAGAGUGACAAUGGCGACACAAUUAAGAUCUUGUUGCCAACUGGAACUGUGGUAGAAGUAAAGAAUUCAGUGGAAGCUUCAAUGAAUAUUUACAUCAGACCUUCUGUUACUGACAUUGGUCAAACUAAAGGUUUGUGUGGUAUUUAUGAUGGAAACAAAACCAAUGAUUUACUAGGCAGAGAUGAUGUGUGGUAUUAUAUUAGUGGUACUGGCCUUGAGGAGCCAAAUGACUUCAGCAGGAGUUGGAGUGUUGUAGAGACUGAAAGUUUGUAUAAAGGCUAUAAAGGUCUCCCCAUAUCUGUACCAUCUGCUUCAUACUGUAGCUGUGAUGUCAUUGGUAAUCUUACAUAUCUUGAUCAAGGGGAUGUUACUGCAUGUGAUUUUGAUGGUCAAGGUGUAAAUAUAACAGCUAUCCUUAUUCAAGACUUUAAGUAUGUUGUAAGCAAUAGUCAAACUCAAACAAAUGGACGAAAGCGCAGACAGAGUGAUUAUAUAUGGCAAUAUCAAGCACCUCAAAGCACGCCUUCCAGCUUUACCUAUACCAUAGAACAAGGCUUGGAUAUAUGCAACACAAGUGUUCUCAGCAUGCCUUCCUAUACUUACUGUUCCAAUUUGUCAUCUGACUUUUAUGAUGCAGACAUCAAAACUUGUGCUAAAGAUAUUCAUUUUACAAAUUCAACCGACUGGGCAAAAGUUCUAGUUCAGGACCUACAGAGAUCAUGUUUAGCCACUAUCACUGCUACAGCUGGUUUGUGGGAUACAAAAGUUGUGGAUAUUCUCUGUACCAAUAACUGUAGUGGUCAAGGAACAUGCAUUAAUGCUACCUGUCAAUGCUCAUCACUUUACACUGGAGAAGAUUGUAGCAUUCGGAGAGAAUCUCCACCACUGGUAUAUAAAAUUAAUACCAAAUGUGCUGUGGAUUCAAAUAACUGUAACAAAUCGGAAAUACUGGGUGACAAUUUUACUGACAAUACUACCUGUGAACUGUCACCAUUAAAUACUUCAAGUGCUGGUUCACUGUAUGGCAUGAAGAUAAAUGUUCCUGCAAUUUAUCGUUCAAAAUAUAGAAUUUUCUGCCCUAUCUCUGAUUCACGAAGUUAUUCUAUAAGAGUGAAGAAUGGAAACGGUGGUUUAAGCACUGACUCAAUUUAUUUUGUUUUGUAUAAAUCCACCUGUUCAGUCUGUGAUUUCACAAACCCAAUAUGUUCAUCUUUAAAUAAUACUUGUAAUAUUGAUGGCACAUGCUAUUCUAAUGGAGAAAAGAAUCCUCAAGACUCGCAAAAAAUGUGUAAUACAAGUGUAUCAUCAAAUUCUUGGGUUGAUAUGUUUUCAGCCAUUGGGAUGUCUUCCACAACAGUUCAACCACGACUAGAUAAUACAGAUUCAGUAGAAUUUAACUCAAGAACUGUCAUAAUAGUCACUUCUUGUAUAGCUGGAAUAUUGCUGAUAGUUGUGAUUGUUGUAUCAAUUGUCAUUGUCUUGAGAAGGCGCAGACUGCAGGGAAGAAUGAAAAAGCUGAACACAUCAUUAUCAGAUGAAGAUUCUAUCUAUCAACAUGACAGACUCUAUGAUGGAUCACAUGGUUUAAGAACAGACAGAAGUUUAAUGUUUUAUAACCCAUCCAUAGCACCAUCUUACUAUGAAGUUGGACCAUAUCAAAAUGAAAAUUCUGUACAAAUUUAAGUAAUUAAUCCCUUUUUUUUAACAAAAGAUCAUAGAUUGUAUUAAAAAUAACAUUUUAGGCCUAAAUAAUAGCAAAAAAUUAAGUUAUUCUGUCCAUGUUUGGUAGACAAUAAUAUUAUGAAAAUUUGAUGAGUAAACCUUAAACUGUUGUUAAAAAUAUACGUCUUAAUAAAUUAAUUAUAGGAACUUCUUAAAAAUUGGUUUAAAUUCAAUUUUAUUAACUAAAAAAAGAAGAAAUAUAUAUAUAGAAGAAAUUAUCCUUUCCCUAGUAAAUAAUUUUCCCAGACAAACACAGAAGUUUAAAAAAAUUUGUUUUUAUAGUCAACCCUGAAAGAUAUAUUUAACAAUAUGUUCAAAUGUGAAACUGUUGUUUUAGAGAAACACAUGGAAAUACAACCUAUUCAAUAUAUAUAUAUAUAUAUAUAUUUGUACCUGGAACAAUCAUAUUUAUAUUAAAGCAAUGUAGGCAGUGCUGCAUUGUCAGUGUGUUGACCACACGUUCAUGAAAAACUGAACAUAAUAUAGUAUAGUGUACAGCACUGAAACUGUCAUAUGUAUGUUUUUUUGUUGAUUAAAUCUGUUAUGCAUUCAACUUUGUUGUGCCUUGAAUGUAUGUUGUAUAUUUGAUCCAUUUUAAUAUGAAUUUAGUAUAUACAAAUUAUUAAAUGUAUGUUCUAUAUUUGAUCCAUUUUAAUAUGAAUUCAUCAUUUACAAAUUAUUUGUUUUAUAUAUUUAUUGCAUUCAAGUUUUUAUUAUAUGAAUAUAUUGUUUUUCAGUACUUUUACACAUUACUUGUAAUUCCCUGUUGUUUUUUUAAUUUUAUAAUAGUUUUAAAGAAAUUAAUGCACAGGUUUAAUUUAUUGACAUUUUAAAAUAAUAGCAUAAUUAGUAUCAGGAGAUUUUCCUAGGAUUUAAAUUGAAAAUUUAGUAUCCUUGGUAGUACCACGAAGACAUUUUCUUCAAUUCUGAGGAUUUAAGAUGAGUGCAGCAUUUCACUAGCACUAUUUGUUGUCUUUUACUCAAUAUAAACCUGAUCAUAACUUGCAAUUACAAGUAUUUAGAGCUCAUUUGUCAUAUUUAAACAAAUAUUUUUAUUGACAUAUUGUUAUAUAAAAACAUGUAUAUUUAUUUAUAAAUAAAUGUGUAUACAAAUAAAUGACAUACAAGCCUA
Molecule: messenger RNA, 34899 nt
Organism: Biomphalaria glabrata
Lineage: Eukaryota; Metazoa; Mollusca; Gastropoda; Planorbidae
Exons: 192
Coding region: 354-33728 (11124 amino acids)
Source: RefSeq, a predicted model, not a curated record